CCCGCGCGUCAUUUCGUACCUUCGGGAGAGCUUUUAAAGUUGCGAGCUUCUCCCGUGACGUCAUUGCGACUUCAUUAUCGAUCGCUCCAACCGCGUGUUACAGCAGAAAGCAUCCGAAACGACUGGAAAAACUCCGAGAUCGCUCUCGCGAACGGCCCAACGCAUCGGUGCGACUCGCGACCCCCGCAAAUCGGGACGAUGCUCCGCUGAAAAUCGUCCGGAAUUUUCGUCGGAAAAAUGCCCAUCGUCCGGUCGAAAGAUCGAGUUCGCUCUUAGGCGAGUUUCCAUCCCAAGGAGAGCAUCUUCGUUUCGUCGGGGUAGUGUGAUGUGGCGGCGAAAACGAGAACGUUCGGGGGGUAGGUAGCGGCGCGGGAGCCCCCCGGCCCCAGCAUGAUGCGCUCUAGAGAAUGAAGAAGCAAAACGUUCGCACCUUAUCUCUAAUUGUUUGCACCUUCACGUACCUUCUCAUCGGCGCCGCCGUUUUCGAUGCUCUCGAAUCCAAAACGGAAAACCAAAGAAAAAUUGUCCUACAGGAAAUACAAAAUAUAGUCAGAAAGAAGUACAACAUUAGCGACGAGGAUUUCAGGAUAAUGGAAACCAUAGUGCUGAAAUCGGAACCCCACAGAGCUGGCCAGCAAUGGAAGUUCACGGGGGCCUUUUACUACGCCACAACGGUGCUAACUACCAUAGGUUACGGUCAUUCUACUCCCAGCACCAUCUCCGGUAAACUGUUCACCAUGUUCUACGCCAUCAUCGGCAUUCCCCUGGGGCUCGUCAUGUUCCAGAGCAUCGGAGAAAGGGUCAACAAGCUGAGCAGCGUGAUCAUUCGUUCCGUCAAGUCUUCCCUGCACUGCAGACAAACCACGGCAUCGGAGCUGGAUCUAAUCUGCGUCGUAACAUUUCUGAGUUCUCUGACGAUAGCCGGAGGUGCCGCGGCGUUUUCCAGAUACGAGGGAUGGAGCUACUUCGAUUCGGUGUAUUAUUGCUUCAUUACCUUGACCACAAUAGGAUUUGGAGAUAUGGUGGCGCUUCAGAAAGACAACGCUCUGAGCCAGAAGCCGGAAUACGUGAUGUUCGCUCUGAUAUUCAUACUGUUCGGUUUAGCGAUAGUGGCAGCCUCGCUCAAUUUGCUGGUCCUUCGAUUCGUAACCAUGAACACGGAGGACGAGCGAAGGGACGAGGCGCAAGCCAUGCAAGCUUUAGCUGGUGCUGUACGAUUAGAAGGGGACGUUAUAACAGCCAACGGUUCCAUUCUAAGCGGUCAAUUAGGACACCAUUGUACAGAAACAACGUCUUUGGACGCCGACGAUACCUCUGUGUGUUCUUGCCCGUGCGGGUGCAUACCGACCAACAGCAGACACAGAUAUUCGAUGCGCCGGUCGCCGACCCAGAUUCGGCAUCUCCUGCCGAUUCUGCCGAUGCACGAGCUGCAUUUCUCCCAAGGGCCCGUCGUGCCGCCGCCGGCGAUAUGCCCCAAUCACAGGGCUUCGAUAUGAGGUUGCCCCCCCGCCCAGGCUAAUCAAUGUGAUACAAUAACGCUGAACUAUUAUCGAUUUAUUGAUAGCUAGUGACGAUUGAUAUACCAAUUAGUGGGUUUUUACAUUUGUUAUCCAAACGAAUCGAAAUGAAGUGGAAACCUUACGCGGCGAAGUGGUUUUUAUUGAAGCGAAUGUUCCUUGAGAAACUGAGGAAAAAAAGAAACCAAUGGUUUCCUAACUUCAUUGAUUGAAUUAAUCAGUGGUUUAUUUAUAUCAUCGAUAUGAUACGUUGAUUAAACGUUGUACGUUGAAUUUUAAAUAAGGGAAAUAUACCCCAUUAUACGACAGCAUUUAUAAGGAGGAUGUUAUAUAUUGUUUAGUCUAUUUUAAUGAAGCUAAUCAACUUAUAAAACUGACUAACUAAAUACGCAAAAUGUGCAAUGUAUACAGGGUUGUACGGUUUUAUAUUAACCGAAAUUAUCCCCUUAUAAAAACUGCUUGAAUAUUAAAAUCUUAUGAAUAUCUUUUUUAAUAUUAUACAUACAACAGAAUGUUCUUUUUCAAAUCUAUAAAUAACGAAAAUAGUUGAAAAAU
Molecule: messenger RNA, 2072 nt
Organism: Phyllotreta striolata
Lineage: Eukaryota; Metazoa; Arthropoda; Insecta; Coleoptera; Chrysomelidae
Source: the annotation of a GenBank genome assembly